Peromyscus eremicus (cactus mouse) is the source of this 1573-nucleotide messenger RNA. RefSeq names its product prothymosin alpha (gene Ptma). Gene Ontology annotation, biological process: negative regulation of apoptotic process; positive regulation of transcription by RNA polymerase II. The coding region runs from base 1 to 888 and encodes 295 amino acids. The transcript has 6 exons. Gene Ontology annotation, molecular function: histone binding. Lineage: Eukaryota; Metazoa; Chordata; Mammalia; Rodentia; Cricetidae. Gene Ontology annotation, cellular component: nucleus. The record is from RefSeq and is a predicted model, not a curated record.
AUGGCCCAAGAGGCGAGCUCCCCUCAGCUGCGCAGUGACCCGAUGGCGGGCGCGGCCCCGGGGAGCGUCCCAGGCUGCCGCGACGGCAGGGACCUCCCAGCAGACGCCGAGUGCGCGGGGCCCACGGACGGCCCGGCCCGAGGGCAGCCGCUCGCACCCCCACCCAGUCCCUCCGCGCACGCGCCCCCGAGUGUGUGCUGGGCUCGAGGCCCCCUCAUCAGCGCGGCCCUGGACGGCGCGGCUGGGGGCGGGAGAGGGGGACGGGGCGGGAGGUGCGAGGGCCCGCGUGCCCGCCGAGGACUCGCGCCCACUGGCACCGAGACAACUCCUGGUCGAAGGUUCUGGCGCCGCGUGAGUCCCCCACUGGCUGCUCCGAAAAGCCAUCUUUGCAUUGUUCCCGGGUCCCGCUCCGCGCUCGCUGCAGCCGCCUUCGCUGCCCGCCCGCCCGCCUCCUCCUCCUCCUCCUCCGCGGCGGACUCCGGCAGCCCACUCGCCAGAGUCCUCGAACUCGGUUCCUCGCCCCCUCGCUGCAGCGCAUCACCGGCGUGCCCCACCAUGUCAGACGCGGCCGUGGACACCAGCUCCGAGAUCACCACCAAGGACUUGAAGGAGAAGAAGGAGGUGGUGGAGGAGGCCGAGAAUGGGAGAGACGCACCUGCCAAUGGGAAUGCUAAUGAGGAGAAUGGGGAGCAGGAGGCCGACAAUGAGGUAGAUGAAGAAGAGGAGGAAGGUGGGGAGGAAGAUGAGGAGGAGGAAGAAGGCGACGGUGAGGAAGAGGACGGAGAUGAAGAUGAGGAAGCUGAGGCCCCUACGGGCAAGCGGGUAGCUGAAGAUGAUGAGGACGACGACGUUGACACCAAGAAGCAGAAGACUGACGAGGAUGACUAGACAGCAAAAGGAAAAGCUAAACUUAAGGCCGCCGUAACCUGUUCACCCUCCACUUCCCGUCUCAGAAUUUAAACGUGGUCACCUUCGAGUAGAGGAGCAGGCCCCGCCCGCCCACAGCGGGCAAUGCCACCCAUACACGACAUGGCGCUCGCCACCACCCACCAAAACCACAUGAAUUUGCAACAGGGGAGGAAAAAAGAACCAAAACUUCCAAGGCCCUGCUUUUUUUCUUAAAAAUACUUUAAAGGAAAAUUUGUUUGUAUUUUUUAUUUACAUUUUAUAUUUUUGUACAUAUUAAGGGUCAGCCAUUUUUAAUGAUAACGGGUGACCAAACCAGCCUUCAGAGCGUUCUCUGUCCUACUUCAGACCUUACUUGUGGUGUGACCAUGUUCAUUAUAAUCUCAAAGGAGAAAAAAAAACCUUGUAAAAAAAACAAAAACAACAACAAAAAAACAAUCUUAUUCCGAGCAUUCCAGUAACUUUUUUUGUGUAUGUACCUAGCUGUACUAUAAGUAGUUGGUUUGUAUGAGAUGGUUAAAAAGGCCAAAGAUAAAAAGGUUUCUUUUUUUUCCUUCUUUUUUUUUGUCUAUGAAGUUGCUGUUUAUUUUUUUUUUGGCCUGUUUGAUGUAUGUGUGAAACAAUGUCCAACAAUAAACCGGAAUUUUAUUUUGCUGAGUUGUUCUAA